This is a messenger RNA of Manacus vitellinus (golden-collared manakin), 1938 nucleotides long. It is a transcript of the gene ITK, whose product is annotated as IL2 inducible T cell kinase. The record is from RefSeq and is a predicted model, not a curated record. Gene Ontology annotation, biological process: NK T cell differentiation; T cell receptor signaling pathway; adaptive immune response. Bases 12 to 1907 code for a protein of 631 amino acids. Gene Ontology annotation, molecular function: protein binding; ATP binding; non-membrane spanning protein tyrosine kinase activity. NCBI's taxonomy places the organism in Eukaryota, Metazoa, Chordata, Aves, Passeriformes, Pipridae. The transcript is spliced from 17 exons.
GUAGACUUCUCAUGUCCUGGGAGACAAACAUUCUUGGCUCAGCCAUGAAUAACUGUGUGCUCCUGGAGGAACUGCUGAUCAAAAAAUCCCAGCAGAAGAGAAGGACUUCACCCUCCAACUUCAAAGUGCGCUUCUUUGUCUUAACCAAAUCCAAGCUGGCUUACUACGAACAGCGCCACGGGAAAAAAAGGACUUUGAAGGGUUCUGUGGAACUUUCCAGGAUUAAAUGUGUGGAAAUUGUGAAAAGUGACAUCAUCAUUCCCUGUCAGUAUAAAUACCCUUUCCAGAUCGUCCACGAUAGCUACAUACUCUACGUGUUUGCACCCAACCGUGAGAGCCGGCAGAGAUGGGUCUUCACGCUGAAGGAAGAAACUAGAAACAACAACAGCUUGGUUUCAAAGUGUCAUCCAGAUUUUUGGUUAGAUGGCAAGUGGAGAUGCUGUGCUCAGACAGAGAAGAUGGCACUUGGCUGUGUGGAGUAUGAUCCCUCCAAAAAUGCCUCAAAGAAGCCUCUUCCUCCCACUCCUGAAGAUAACUGGGAAUUGUUUCUAUACCCCAAGGAAGCCUUGGUCAUAGCCAUAUAUGACUAUGAAGCCCAGAAUCCACAGGAGCUGACUUUACAAUAUAACGAGGAAUAUUAUGUGAUUGACAGCUCUGAGGAACAUUGGUGGCUGAUUCAAGAUAAGAAUGGGCACGAAGGCUACGUGCCAAGCAGCUACCUGGUGGAAAAAUCACCCGAGAAUCUGCAAAUGUAUGAGUGGUACAACAAGAACAUCAGCAGAAGCAAAGCAGAAGCUCUCCUCAGGGAUGAGGGUAGGGAAGGCGCCUUCAUGGUGAGAGAUUCGAGGCAGCCUGGCAUGUACACAGUCUCUGUUUUCACCAAAGCAUUAAGCACAGACAACAAUCCUGUUAUAAAGCAUUAUCACAUCAAUGAGACAACUGACUUUCCCAAGCGGUAUUACUUGGCAGAAAAGCACGUGUUUGACUGCAUCCCUGACCUCAUCAACUACCACCAGCACAACGCAGGAGGUCUCGUCACUCGGCUCAGGUAUGCAGUGUCUUCGUGGAGAAAGAAGGCCCCGAUCACUGCAGGGCUGAGCUAUGGAAAAUUGGUCAUUAAUGCCUCUGAGCUCACCCGUGUGCAGGAGAUUGGCAGUGGUCAGUUUGGGGUGGUCUACCUUGGCUACUUGCUGGACAAGACAAAAGUAGCCAUAAAGACCAUCCGUGAGGGAGCAAUGUCUGAAGAGGAUUUCAUUGAGGAAGCUAAAGUCUUGAUGAAGCUGUCUCACCCCAAGCUAGUCCAGCUUUAUGGUGUGUGCUUUGAGAACACUCCCAUAUGCCUGGUGUUUGAGUUCAUGGAGAAUGGCUGCUUGUCCGACUACCUCAGGAGCCAGCGGGGCACUUUUUCAAAGGAAACCCUGCUGGGGAUGUGCCAAGAUGUGUGUGAAGGAAUGACUUAUCUGGAACAAAACUCUGUCAUCCACAGAGACCUGGCUGCCAGGAACUGCCUGGUGGGGGAAUCCCAGGUGGUCAAAGUGUCCGACUUCGGGAUGUCAAGGAUUGUCCUUGAUGAUCAGUAUACCAGCUCCACGGGUACCAAGUUUCCAGUCAAGUGGUCUGCUCCAGAGGUUUUCUCCUACAGCAACUAUAGCACCAAAUCUGACGUUUGGUCAUUCGGAGUGCUGAUGUGGGAGGUCUUCAGUGAAGGUAAAAUCCCCUACGAGAAUCGCACCAAUGCAGAAGUAGUGGAAGAAAUCAAUGCAGGAUUUCGGCUUUACAAACCCAAGCUGGCCUCCAAGGCAAUUUAUGAUGUCAUGAGCCACUGCUGGAGGAUGAGGAAAGACGAGCGGCCACCCUUUUCUCUUCUGCUGUUCCAGCUGAGUGAAAUCUCCGAGUAUGAUCUGUAAUCAUGGCACUGUUCACUCAGCACAGCUGAGA